This is a messenger RNA of Closterium sp. NIES-67, 1899 nucleotides long. Lineage: Eukaryota; Viridiplantae; Streptophyta; Zygnematophyceae; Desmidiales; Closteriaceae. The record is from the annotation of a GenBank genome assembly.
GACUGCUAAUUGCCUAUUGCUGGAUCCAUUCUAGUCAUCUUCACGUCUCCUCCCCAUUGCACGUCAUUGCCUCCUGCUUUCAGCGAGCUCGUCGGUUUUUGCGGAUCCCCUCUACCAGAGAAUAGCAGCUGACGUGGAAGUGGUGUUCCUUCGUCAAGCCGUUGUGCCCUAGCGUUUCACUUUUCGGACCCGGAUUUAGUUUUCAGGCAGCUUAUGGCGUCACGUCCUCAGAAUGUCGGCAUCCUCGCUAUGGAGCUCUACGUCCCACCCAGCUUCGUCUCCCAGACGGAGUUGGAGCAGCACGACGGCGUGAGUGCCGGCAAGUACACCAUCGGGUUGGGGCAAGACGAGCUCGGCUUCUGCUGCGACCAGGAGGAUGUGAUCUCCAUAAGCCUGACAGUGGUGCAGCGUCUGCUGGAAAAGAACAGCAUUGACGCGUCCCGCAUCGGGCGGCUGGAGGUGGGCACGGAGACGGUGAUCGACAAGAGCAAGUCCAUCAAGACGGCCAUCAUGACGCUCUUCGAGGCCAGCGGCAACGCUGACGUGGAGGGCGUUGAUUCGUGCAACGCGUGCUACGGCGGCACGGCGGCCCUGCUGAAUAGCAUCAACUGGGUGGAGGGGUCGUCAUGGGAUGGCCGCUUCGCCAUCGUUGUUGCUGUUGACAGCGCCGUGUAUGCCGAGGGCCCAGCGCGCCCCACGGGCGGAGCAGGGGCCGUGGCGAUGCUGGUGGGGGCGGACGCCCCUCUGGCGCUCGAAAGCGGGCUGGCAGGCAGCUAUGCUGCUCACGCCUACGACUUCUACAAGCCCAAGCUCGCCAGCGAAUACCCUGUGGUGGACGGCAAGCUGUCUCAGACGUGCUACACCAAGGCGCUAGACCACUGCUACCAACGCUUCUGUGAAAAGUAUGCCAAGAAGCAUGGCUCUGCGUUCUCACUGGCUGACUGUGAAUCCGUGGUCUUCCACUCCCCAUACAACAAGCUGGUGCAGAAGAGCCUGGCACGGCUGGUGUUCAACGAUGUGAAGCGAGGAGUGAGCAGCUCAUACCUAGGUGCGGGGGAGGCAGACUCACUGCAGCCGUUUGUGGAGCUGGCAGAGGAGAAGAGCCUCGUGGACAGGGACCUGGAGAAGACGGCCAUGCGGGUGGCAGGGCCAGUGUACAGCAGCAAGGUGGGCCCCACCACCAUGGUGGGCAAGCGAGUGGGCAACAUGUACUGUGCAUCGCUCUAUGGCAGCCUGGCGUCACUGCUGGCGCAGCAAGGGCAGCAGCUGGAGGGCCGCCGCAUUGUGCUCUUCUCGUACGGCUCGGGCCUCAUGUCAACGCUCUUCUCCCUCUCCGUGCGCGCGGCUCCCGAUCCCUUCUCCCUCGCCACGCUCACUGCCCACCUCGACGUGCACCAACUGCUGGAAUCACGAACCAAGGUAGCUCCCGAGGAGUUCGUAAAGACGAUGCAUCUGAUGGAGUCGCGGUAUGGUGCUUGCUCCUUCACCCCGGCCACCCCUACCGACCGCCUGCAACCCGGAACCUACUACCUCACGCAAGUGGAUGACCUGUACCGGCGCUCGUACGCGCGUAAAGCUACUGAGGUUGAUGGAGCUGAUGUUAAUGGAGCAGCUGAGGCUGCUACAAACGGGGUUGUAGUGUAAUGGGCGUGGAAUGCGAGCUACACUUGAGGUCCAAGGAAGUGCAGUUUGCAUUUGCUCGAGGGGUUAGUACCGUAUUGUGGUGUGGAUGGAUGUCCUCCAGUUGAGGUGGUUACGGUAUUAGCACUAAUGGAUGUAGUAGUUGUGUUGCAUUGCUUAGGUUAAAAGCAGGUGAACUGCACUUCGUUGGACCUUAUAUUCGCUUGUUAUCCUUCUUCCAGUAGUAUCAUUUCAAGGAUUUUAUCACUAAUUCACCAU